Messenger RNA from Onychostoma macrolepis, 3527 nucleotides. It is a transcript of the gene slc39a9, whose product is annotated as solute carrier family 39 member 9. Gene Ontology annotation, biological process: transmembrane transport; zinc ion transport. The coding region runs from base 527 to 1456 and encodes 309 amino acids. Gene Ontology annotation, molecular function: metal ion transmembrane transporter activity. The transcript has 7 exons. Gene Ontology annotation, cellular component: membrane. NCBI's taxonomy places the organism in Eukaryota, Metazoa, Chordata, Actinopteri, Cypriniformes, Cyprinidae. The record is from RefSeq and is a predicted model, not a curated record.
CGGAAGUGCUCUAUUCACACUGCCAACAUUACACUCGGCUAGUUGGUCGAUACUGCGGAAUAGGUAACAAACUAGAUGGGUUUACUGCGACAAAACAGUGUCGCCUGUUAGGGAAUUACAAUGCCAUUAAGCGCAGCAUGAGAUCUGAGAAGUAGACUAUGAAAACAGUACACAAAUCUGUUGAUUUAUGUGUUUAUUCACAGACGGAUUGUUAUGAUUUUAGCAUUUGCUAAGCGUGACGUGAUUCUGUGUGAUUAAAGUUGAGCAACAGUGUUCAGAUAAUCGACCAGGUCAAUGUGCCAAGAGUUCCGAACCGACUUUACAGCAGAUCAGCAGUGGAUGCUCGUGUUUAAUCGUCUGAUCUGGAAGGAUAUAUGCACAAAACUGACUAGCUCACCAGCUAAUACACCAAUCCAAGUACGUUAAGGAGGAUCUGUUGGCACCAGACAUCGGUCGAUUGUACAGGAUUUGCUGUUAAAUUCUAAAGUGAUUCUCAAACUGAGACAGCGGUGUAUCUUUAGCUGAAAUGGAUGACUUCAGCUCCAUCAGUCUGCUGUCUCUGGCUAUGUUAGUCGGCUGCUAUGUGGCUGGAACAAUUCCCCUGGCUGUCAACUUCUCUGAGGAGAAGCUGAAGUUGGUGACAGUGUUGGGAGCUGGGCUGUUGUGUGGCACUGCGUUGGCUGUCAUUAUUCCUGAGGGAGUUCAUGCACUCUAUGAGGAAAUGCUGGAAGGUGGGCACCACCAUGGCCACGUGCAGGUAGAAGCAGAAGUUUCUGAACAGAAGAUUGUUGAAGGAGUCGUGGGACAAAGUGUUGAACACAGCCACAGUCACGAGCAGCUCCACGCUUAUAUCGGCGUCUCUCUGGUGCUGGGCUUCGUCUUCAUGCUGCUGGUGGAUCAGAUCGGCAGUUCUCACAUGCACAGCAGUGAUGAUCCAGAAGCAGCAAGGACUGCUAGCUCUAAGGUCACCACCACACUUGGAUUGGUCGUUCAUGCUGCAGCUGAUGGUGUUGCUCUUGGAGCAGCUGCGUCCACGUCUCAGACCAGCGUCCAGCUCAUUGUUUUUGUGGCCAUUAUGUUGCAUAAGGCUCCUGCUGCGUUUGGACUCGUCUCGUUCCUCAUGCAUGCCGGUUUAGAAAGAAACCGUAUCCGGAAACAUCUAUUAGUCUUUGCCUUGGCUGCCCCUCUUUUGGCCAUGCUCACCUACGUAGGACUCAGUCAGAGCAGUAAAGAGGCGCUAUCUGAUGUCAACGCUACCGGUGUGGCCAUGCUGUUUUCCGCCGGCACCUUCCUGUAUGUAGCCACGGUGCACGUCCUCCCAGAAGUGGGCGGCAUGGGCGGGCACAGCCACUCGCCCGGAGGCAGCGCAGGGAAGGGACUGAGCAAAGUGGAAGUUGGAGCUCUGGUUCUAGGCUGUCUGAUACCUCUGGUGCUGUCCAUCGGCCACCAGCACUAGUGUUCUUCACUUGCAGCAACAUUGACGAAGGUCUAAAAAGUGUAAACGGGACUUUGAACAGCAUUGGCCACAGAUGUGGUUUGAAUCAUGCCUCUGUCAGUUUAUUCAAGUUGGCGGUUGGAGUGAACGGAGGAACAUUGCAGUCGGGAUCAAGAUUUGAGAAGCGCCUAUGGACUUCCGGAAUGGGGCGGCCAUGUCCCUCCUUAAAGCCCCGUGGGCUGACAGCUUACGAUGACCAUACACAAAUAAAUGCGAUCAUGUGUCCACCUUUUAAUUUUAUGUUUUCUUCAGUGGUGCUGGUUAAAAAAGUUUCGGUUGUUGUUGGGUUGUCAUGUAUGCUUUAAAUUUAAUAUUCUAUUGGUUUUUAUAUGAAAUUUGUCCGUGAAUCUUUUAAAAGAUGAACCAACACAAUUGUGCCCAUUUACAAUGAUGAUAAAUGUUUAGAUACUUUACAAAGAUUAAAUUCAUUGAGUUUAUUAUCCCUCUUUUUCUACAGUAUUGAUUUAGUUGUUUUAAACUUUGAUCAAAUUUCACCUUGCCUAAGCUAGUCAGCUAAAACACUUUUCAUUAAGAACAUGUCCAUGUUUUCUUUGUUUUUACUCUUUGUUUUUAAUUUAAUUACAUUUUUUUAAUUAAUGCUAACAGUUUUACUCUGUAUUCUAUUAACAAAUAUGCUUCUGAGUUAAUAUGGGAACGUACAGGGCUUUGUUUUCCCCCUCUCACAAACUUGGCUACUGCUAAACUAUAGUAAUUUAUUCAAAAAUGUCAUCAUGUGUAUGAUUAUUGGACAAAUAUGACAUCUUUUUUGCCAGUAGAAUUUUAAAUCUUCAAAUAUUUGGAAGUACUCUUAUUUUUGCAGUCAAUUCCAAACAGUUGCAUAUGACUUUGUUUUUCCUUUUUUUGCUUUUUUUUUUUUUACUAUUGCUAUUAUUAUUAAAUGACACAUGAAAAAUGUGUUGUUGUCCAAAGGCUUGCAGGUGGACAUUUUUCUGUUGAGUUCAGUGCAUGUACAGCUUUAUUAUUUGACUUACCAACCAUUUUUCAAACUUGACUGGUUGUUUAAUCCUGAAAAAAGGAUCUGACUAGUCAUUCAGAUGUUUUGUACUGUGAUGCCUGCUCCGAGCAGAGCCUGUGUACUGUAAAUAUGUAUUCUCUGUAAAAAUAACAGACAAAAAUAUCCUGUUUGACACCUCGAGUAGUUUUUAGUCUCAUUUUAGAAUGGGAGAGAGAGAUUGUUUUGAAAUGAAUGACUAUUACUUGGGAUUUAUUCUUUGAGAAUUUGAGGUCAGUUGGAAAGAUAUAUGGUGAACUUCUGCUUUGGUCAACUGAAGGUUUUAGAUUUGCGAAUGGUAAAGCUCCUGUGUUCAUCACCAAGUUACUUAACGUUUGCCUCUGAACCUUGAAUAAGAAAAUGUAAGGAGGCUUUUGGGGCCGACUUGGACACCAUCAACAUCCUAUGGUCCUGGUUUACAAAUUGUCUUGCUCUGAAAAGUGACAGUCAUAGUCUGUUUGAAAGCUGUGUUAGUGCUUUUAGCUCUCUAGCGCCCUCAUCUUACCGAAGCACAGCAUCAACUUCAAAUUGUGGAAGAAACACUGAUGAGAGAUUUCAUGCUGAUUUGUGGAUAAUGAUUAUUUUAUGACACCAUUAAAAGGGAAAGCUAGAUAAACUUAGCCUCAUUCGAAUUCUACGACAUGAUCUCCUCCCAGAAACUUGGGACAGAUAUAUAAUGGAACUGAAUGGUGAUUGGAUAGAUGAAAUUGUGUGCCAUAAUGACUUAUUUUGACUGAUUCUGCUCAUACAGCUCAGAGCUGAUGGGGUAGGGAGGGUGGUGGGAUUUGGAUAGAGAUUUUACAAUGUGGGGGGAUAUGAAUUCAUGAUGAAUUGUAUUUUGGGCUUUUAUGUGAUCAUUCCACAAGAGGAGUAUGCCUUAUUUUUCUCGCAGUUGUUUAACUUAAAAUGGUUUCACAAUUCUUUGUUCAUGAUUUGAAUAAACUUGUUUUCUUUUUUAAUGGAUGCUGAUCUUACUAUGUACUUUAUUUUGCCUGUCUAAUGACAUUUGGAAUUGCAUUG